Stegastes partitus (bicolor damselfish) is the source of this 1508-nucleotide messenger RNA. It is a transcript of the gene hddc2, whose product is annotated as HD domain containing 2. Bases 28 to 672 code for a protein of 214 amino acids. The record is from RefSeq and is a predicted model, not a curated record. The transcript has 6 exons. NCBI's taxonomy places the organism in Eukaryota, Metazoa, Chordata, Actinopteri, Pomacentridae. Gene Ontology annotation, cellular component: cytoplasm. Gene Ontology annotation, molecular function: 5'-deoxynucleotidase activity.
CCCUCUGGAUCCGGUCGCAGCAGAACGAUGGCAGCUUCGAGCUCGAGCAACAUGCUGCAGUUCAUGAAGCUCAUUGGACAACUCAAAAGGGUUCCUCGGACCGGCUGGGUUUACCGGAAGGUCCAGAACCCGGAGAGUGUCUCGGAUCACAUGUACCGGAUGGCCAUGAUGUCUCUGACCAUCAGCGACCCGACGCUGGACAAACACAGGUGCAUGAAGCUGGCGCUGGUCCACGACAUGGCAGAGUGCAUCGUGGGAGAUAUCGCGCCGGCGGACAACGUCAGCAAAGCAGAGAAACACCGACGGGAAGAGGAAGCGAUGCAGCGUCUCUCCGGCCUCCUGCCCGACGGACUCAAGCAGGAGAUCUUUGGACUCUGGGAGGAAUACGAGACUCAGAGCAGCGCCGAGGCCCGGCUGGUCAAACAGUUGGACCUCCUGGAGAUGAUCCUGCAGGCCCACGAGUACGAGGAGCUGGAGGGGGCGCCGGGCCGCCUGCAGGAGUUCUUCAACUCCACCGCAGGUCGGUUCCAGCAUCCCGACGUGCUGCAGCUGGUCGGCGCUCUGAACGAAGAGCGAGGACGUCACAUGACCGACUCACAGACUUCUGGGAAACCGCAGACGGCCGCUUCAGCGUCCGAACAACAAAACCCGAAACCCUCACCGACGUCCUGACACACAAACGAGGAAACUGGACUCUGGACGUUCAGACAAUAAAACGGUUCUUAUUCCUUCUGUUUACAGGUUAAAUUCACUCGUUUGUCUGGAGCUUGAAGUUGUUUUCAGGACAGAUGCUGGAGGUUUGAAGCAGCUGCUGAUGACUUACUGAUAUGACAACAUGAGCUCAUAUCUGCACAUAAAGUUCUCUCAUUGAUGCAUUUUUAGUUUGUUGUGGAUGUUUUUUACAUAUUAUACCCUGUAAACUAUAUUCUACACAUGAACAGGCUUUAAUUUGUGUUUUUCUUGUUAUUAUAAACGUAUAUUAUCUGGCAGAUACUCCAUCAUUUGCCGUUUUUCUGCAUAAAUGUGACUGAAAACAUCCUCAGAUUUUCAUAUAAAUCAUAAAAGUGGACAAAAAGAACCUGAUUUGACAAAUAAAACUGACAUAUUCCACUUGUUUAUUUAUAUUUUAAGGAAAAUAAUCAAAUAUUAUCACAUAAUAAAUACGUUUAUAUCAAUAAAUACAAGAUUAAGUUCAAUGUUUGUCUUUUAUUUCUUUAAUUGCAUCAUUUUUUAAAUAUAAUUUUCAUACUCGUGUGAUAAUCUGAGGACGCUUUCGGUCACGUUUUUGCAGAAACGAAGUGAAUUCUUAAUUGCGGUGCUUUUUUUUUUUCUCCUCCUCGUUAUAAAUCUGAUGAGUUCAAACAUUUCAUUAUUUUUUUUCUGCCCAGAGCUUCAGCUUCACGUUCAUAAAAACAGUCGUGUGUCACAUUUGGUUUGAACAGUCUUUAUUAUUUCAGCCAUAAAAACAGUGAAUUAAACGGAGGAACGUGUUGAACAGCGUUAUCACA